AUUGUCUUCUGUUUCUAUCUUCUUCGUCGGCCUGAAUCUUCCCUCGGCAAUCAGGGUUGUGAAAUUGAUCGGAUUUUCUUCCUCCGAACUCCGAUUCAACGGAGCGGCUGAAAUAUAAACUUUCAGUUCUUCUUCCGAUUGAAUUGUUAUUCAUAAUUUGGCGUGAAAAAAAGAGGGAAAAACAUUACGGAGAUGGUACUAUCGCAGAAAUUUCACGAAGCGUUCAAGGGGACAGUGGAGAGAAUAACGAGCCCUAGAACCGUUUCUGCCUUCAAAGAAAAAGGAGUUCUGACCGUUCAGGAAUUCGUCCUCGCCGGCGACAAUCUGGUUUCCAAAUGCCCCACUUGGUCUUGGGAAUCAGGUGAGCCGAGCAAAAGGAAGUCAUAUCUACCGGUAGACAAGCAAUUCUUGAUAACUAGAAAUGUACCUUGUCUGCGGAGAGCUGCAUCUGUGGAAGAAGAAUAUGAAGCUUCUGGAGGUGAAGUUUUGCUUGAUAAUGAGGACGGUGAUGGUUGGCUCGCAACUCAUGGAAAACCUAAAGAAAGCAAAAGCAGCGAUGAUGAAGAUGUACCUUCAAUGGAUGCAUUAGAUCUUGGCAAGAGCAAUACUAUAAAAUCAAUCCCAUCGUAUUUUGGAGGCGAGGAAGAGGAGGAUAUUCCUGACAUUUCUGAAUUCGAGGAUUCUGACAAUCUAAAUGAAUCUGACCCAGCAGCACUUCCGUCUACCUACCUAGUGGCUCUUGAGCCUGAUGAUGACAAUAUUCUCAAAACCAGAACUUAUGAUGUGAGCAUCACCUAUGACAAAUACUAUCAAACUCCCCGCGUGUGGCUAACUGGCUACGAUGAGUCGAGGAAGCUUCUGCGUCCAAACCUUGUUCUUGAAGAUGUUAGUCACGACCAUGCGCACAAAACGAUCACGGUUGAAAGUCAUCCACACUUACCUGGAGAGCAUGCAUCUAUCCAUCCAUGUCGACAUGGAGCUGUAAUGAAGAAAAUUAUUGAUGUUCUUGUGUCUCGAGGAGUUGAGCCAGAAGUCGACAAGUAUCUUUUCUUAUUCUUGAAAUUUAUGGCUUCAGUCAUUCCAACUAUUGAAUAUGAUUAUACCAUGGACUUCGAUCUUGGCAGCUCAGGUGCCUAAUUGCAAGUUCAGACCUUACCACUAAAGGUUCACUUAAGUCCAUCUUCCAGUCCAGCUUGCUGUGUGGUCCAUCUCCUCCAGCUUUGCUUUCCUGUAUUUAUGUAAAUAUGUUAAAAACUAUGAUUCUCUCCCAGCUUUGGGCAAUAGAUGCUAAAGCUAAUGUUACAUCUAUUUGAAACACUUGGUGUGUCGUGCGUCAAGUGGUGAAUUGAGUUUAUAUUCGUCUAUAUAUAAACUAUUGUUAAUUAUUAUUCGACUGAUGAGGUUUGGUGUUAGCCAUUUGUUGGUUAUUUGCUCUGCGAAAUUCUAGGCUUGCAUUCUUUGAAAUUGAUACUGUUCAAUACAGCGUUGAGAAACAGCAUAUAUGCUUGUUUGGUUCUAUUGAAGGUUUAUUUUUGAACAA
Messenger RNA from Oldenlandia corymbosa var. corymbosa, 1540 nucleotides. NCBI's taxonomy places the organism in Eukaryota, Viridiplantae, Streptophyta, Magnoliopsida, Gentianales, Rubiaceae. The record is from the annotation of a GenBank genome assembly.